GGCCCAUUUAUCGUCUUCCAAGGUUGCUAUCUUCGCUCGAUACGGAUUACUCGAGCUGUAGAAUCGCAAACACUCGAUAAUCCUUCUCUGACGCUGAACCAAUUGCCCACCUAUCUACAAGAUAGACCCGGAGGAGCCAUGCCCCAUUCAGUCUCUCCCGAACCCGAGCCUCCUAUUCAAUCAGAAAUCCAGAUGGAGGAAACUAGCGUCGAAAAUGGCAACAGCCAACACACCGAGGGGGAGGAUGAUAUCCCAAUGGCCGAUGUUGGCACUGAAUCUGGGCCUCCUCCCACGGAACCCAGUGAAAGCAAGAAAGAGGUUAAGCUGGAGGAUCUGUUUGCCGACAUAGAUGAAGACGAAGAGUUUCCCAGCUCUCGUGAGCCUGCUCAGCAAACCCCAACCAGCUCUCAAAACACGCCUUCUUCUCCUGGCGAGUUCGAUACAUCUCUCAAGGCGUCCGAUCCCGAGGUUAUGCGAAGCUUCUACCAGCGUCUAUUCCCAUGGCGCUACCUGUUCCAAUGGCUCAACCACAGUCCGGCCCCAACAGCUGAUUUUGGAAAUCGUGAAUUUGCCUUUACGCUCCAGAACGACGCUUACCUGCGAUACCAAUCUUUUCGAACUUCCGAUCUGCUUCGCAAAGACGUUUUGCGCCUGAUGCCCUCGAGAUUUGAGAUUGGACCCGUCUAUAACGUCAAUCCUCGCGACCGGAAGACAUUAAGGAACUCGUCAGCGUUCAAGCCCCUGGCUAAGGAGUUGUGCUUUGAUAUCGACUUGACAGAUUACGACGACAUUCGAACUUGCUGCGACAAGGCCAACAUCUGUAACAAGUGUUGGCAAUUCAUGACCAUGGCAAUCAAGGUCAUCGAUGUUGCCCUGCGGGACGAUUUUGGAUUCAAGCACAUCAUGUGGGUCUACUCUGGACGGAGAGGAGCGCACGCUUGGGUAUGCGACAAGAAAGCCCGAGCCAUGGAUGACCAGAAACGAAGAGCUAUUGCCGGCUAUCUCGAGGUCAUCAGAGGUGGUGCUCAGAGCGGAAAGAAGGUGAACUUGCGAAGGCCGCUUCAUCCGCACUUGACGCGGAGUCUCGACAUACUCAAAACACACUUCCAAGAGGAUGUUCUCAGCGUCCAGAAUCCAUGGGAAUCCCCAGAGCGAGCAGAGAAGCUGCUGCAGCUCCUACCAGACAGGCAGUUGAACGAUUCCCUACGGAAGAAGUGGGAUUCGGCUCCAGGACGUGCAUCAGCCUCAAAAUGGGCCGACAUUGACGCUGUCGCAAAGACCGGCGCCAGUAAGAACCUGGACGCCAAGGCACUCCUUGAAGCAAAACAGGACAUCGUGUUGGAAUAUACAUACCCUCGCCUGGAUAUCGAGGUCAGCAAGAAGCUGAACCACUUGCUGAAAAGUCCCUUCGUCGUUCAUCCGGGCACGGGCAGGGUCUGCGUCCCCAUCGAUACCAAAUCACUGGAGGAUUUCGAUCCCUUGGCGGUACCUACGGUCCAGAGCCUCCUGCAAGAAAUUGAUUCGUGGAAAGAAGCUGAGGAGGAGACUGCGGGAAAGCCGAUUGUGGACUGGGAGAAGACAAGUCUCAAAUCAUACGUGGAAUAUUUCAGGUCAUUUGUUCUGGCAUUAAUGAAGGAUGAGCGAGAUGUCAAUGUUAAGAGAGAACGGGAUGAGAGCCCUGCUGAUGCGAUGGAGUUCUGAGGGGAAACCGGAACGACUUUUUUUUUUUUUUUUGGGAG
Molecule: messenger RNA, 1739 nt
Organism: Phialemonium atrogriseum
Lineage: Eukaryota; Fungi; Ascomycota; Sordariomycetes; Cephalothecales; Cephalothecaceae
Product: eukaryotic and archaeal DNA primase small subunit
Exons: 4
Coding region: 139-1701 (520 amino acids)
Biological process (GO): DNA replication, synthesis of primer
Cellular component (GO): alpha DNA polymerase:primase complex
Source: RefSeq, a predicted model, not a curated record